AGUCAGCGCAGGUGUUUCCGUGCAGUUUCGUGUCGUAGGCUCCCUUCAACGUGACGCAUGGCAACUUCCAACAUGAGUGUAAUUUCACCAUUGUCCAAAGAAGAAUGCCACAAGAUCGUAAAGAGGUACUUGCCAAUAGACAGCUUCGAACUGAAAUCUUUCACACUGUCUCCACUGUGUACCCAAAUCACAGGUUUCAUGGGCGAUCACAUGAAGUUGCAUGUAACGUUGUCACUAGGGGACAAAGACGCCACAGCGAUAGAAUUGCAGUUCUUCGUGAAGUCGUUGCCUCUCAACGUCUACAGGAGGAGUUUCACGAUGUCCACUCUCUCCUACCAGAAGGAGGUGCUGUUCUACGGCGACUUCCUGCGGAAAGUGAAGAAACACCUGCGCUGCGCGGCGCCAGACGCGGCUGCUACGUGCCUGGCCACCGUCCCGCGAUGCUACUACCUGCGGCCUGACUUGCUCGUGCUGGGGGACCUGUCGCUGGCGGGCUUCCGCAUGCUGGACCCCUUGGUGCCACUGAGCCUCCCGCAGUCCGAGUGCGUGCUGAGGGCGCUGGCGCGGCUCCACGCCGCCUCGCUCGUGUUCGAGGAGCGCGAGGGCCGGCGGCUGGCCGACGCCUACCCGCUGCUGCUGGAGGAGACUCUGUUCCGGAAGGAGCCCGCGUUUCCCCCGUACGUCGCGCAGGUCUCCUGCGUCCGCAUGGCGCAUGUUCUUCUGGAUCUCGUCCCUCGCUUCGGGCGCGGCACGCCUCUCAAUGAGCAGUUACACCGUCACCUCGAGCCGGCUAUGCAAGAAAUCUACGAAUUCCUCAGGCCAAGUGAUAAGUAUCGCAAUGUGCUGUGCCACAGAGACCUGUGGAUAAGCAACCUGCUGUUCGCGGAGGACGCCUUGGGCGAGCUGUCAGUAAGGCUGGUGGACUUCCAGACGGUGCACCUGGAGCCUCCAGCACAUGACGUAAUGAUCUUUAUGCACUGGGGCAUGUUGCGCGAUUUGCGGAGGGCGUACGGCAGGGAUCUUCUGGAGCUGUACCACCACACACUGGCCGACGUGCUGCGCCAUCACGACCUCGACAUAGACUCCGUUCUGCCGCUGCAAGUCUUCAUGCAGUCAUGCGUGGAAACACAGCCACUGGCCGUCAUCCUCGCCGUCUACACCCUGCAAGCCACAACGCUGCCAAUAAAAAAGGCUGCCGACCUGGAGUGCUUCCUUCUUAACAGGGCGGCUCUGGUGAGGGCGAUGUACCGGCGGGACGAUCGCUUCCGUAGGAGGGUGACUGAGGCGAUGGAGGAGCUGGUGGAAACCUGCCUGAUGCCUCGUCUAACGUACCACCACCAGCAGCCGCCGCCGAGCAAGAAUGAAAGGGAGCAGUAGCAGUGACCGCCCUGGAGUACUGGAAAACUUUAGUGGACUACAGACGUAUUUCAUACCAAUGACUCGUCAGUUUCUUAUAACAGAAUUACUUCCUCUGAAACGUACAGAAAAAAUACUUGUACAAACGGAAACAACUUACUUUCCUGUACCCGUGGACUUGUAUACACUGCUGCUCUGGUUUUAAUUUCCCAAGAAUGAGUAAAAAUGAUGAAAUUU
Molecule: messenger RNA, 1593 nt
Organism: Schistocerca gregaria
Lineage: Eukaryota; Metazoa; Arthropoda; Insecta; Orthoptera; Acrididae
Exons: 4
Coding region: 58-1377 (439 amino acids)
Source: RefSeq, a predicted model, not a curated record